Molecule: messenger RNA, 7839 nt
Organism: Populus euphratica (Euphrates poplar)
Lineage: Eukaryota; Viridiplantae; Streptophyta; Magnoliopsida; Malpighiales; Salicaceae
Product: protein CHROMATIN REMODELING 4-like
Exons: 12
Coding region: 646-7647 (2333 amino acids)
Biological process (GO): chromatin remodeling
Cellular component (GO): nucleus; chromatin
Molecular function (GO): histone binding; ATP-dependent chromatin remodeler activity; ATP hydrolysis activity
Source: RefSeq, a predicted model, not a curated record
ACAUCAUGGGGAUCAAAAAACAUGAGCUUGUGUAUUAUGCUGACAUUUUAUGAAAGUUUGGGUAGAAUUUGUGGCGGCAGCAGCAGCGGUUAGUGCCCUCGAAUCGGUGUGCAAAAAAUAACGAUGAAUAUUUGAGCCUCACGUUCUCCCUCCUUCUCUCUCUGCAUUUUCUUUCUAUAAAAUGCAACGCAACCAGAGAGAGAGAGAGAGAGAGACAGGACGAGGAGUAGGGGACUUGUUGGAGUUACAUUUAGAAAGACACGCAAGAUCAAAUGAGGAGAAAAAGGAAGGAAAAUUUUUGGGAACAUGAACCCAGCUUGAGACACGUGGCAAUAUAUAAGUGGGUAGGUGCAAUUUGACGGGCUUUCGCUAGCUUUCACUGUCUCUCUCAUGCGCUGAAAUGUCAUAGUGUAACCCCGUCCUAAGACCCCGGCGAAACCCUUUCUAUAGUGUGUAUCUUGCUUAACCCGUCAAUUUCUGAGGACAUUAGACAGCAAAGAUUGGUUUUUGAUCCACAGCAAAGAUUGGAUGCUGAGGAUUUGUAGUGGCUUAAGUUGCUCUUUUGGAGCUUUGAUGCUGCUUCCUAUCUGAUGCAUGGCAUGUGUUGUGGGGAUGCUUCUGGCAAAUGUAAAACAAAAUUAAAAGAUGAAGGAUAACGGCUCAACAAGUAGCAAAAUGAUAAGCAGAAACUGGGUCUUGAAGCGAAAACGAAAAAAGAUUCUAUAUGGACGAGUUGUUUCUACUAGUAAAGAAGAUAACCUGGAGUCUCCAAGGAAUACUUCUGCUGCUAAACGCAGGCCAAAGAGUGAACUAAGUUCUGAUCUAUCUACAUCCAAGAAGAAAGGAAAUGAUGGGUAUUACUAUGAAUGUGUAAUAUGUGAUCUUGGUGGCAACUUGUUGUGCUGUGAUAGCUGUCCCCGGGUGUAUCAUCUACAAUGCCUUGAUCCACCUCUAAAGCGCAUUCCAAUGGGAAAAUGGCAAUGCCCAAAGUGCUCUCAAAAAAAUGACCCGCUGAAGUCCAUUAACCCAAUGGGUUCCAUUUCAAAACGUGCAAGAACAAAAAUUGUCACUACAAAUUCUAGGACUGGAGUAAAGUCAUCAGUAGCUGACAAAGUAUCUGCUCUCUUUGGAAGCUCCAUUGUCUCCAAGCGAAGGUCCUCCUGCAAAGGGAAAUCUGUUCUAACAGUAGGAUCCAAAUCCGUGGAAAAAGACCCCGAUUCCUUGUUAUAUGUAUCUUCUAGCUCCAAGCCAAGUGAUCCAUCUGCUCUUGGUUCUGUAGAUGGCACUUCAUUGCAUGUGAACAUUGAUGAAAAGAAACCUCCUGCAUCUCCAAAGGAGUCAUCAGCAGGGAAGAAAUCAAUUGCCCUUGCUGACAAACUUUUGUCUCAUUCUAAACUUGCUGAAUCCGAGCCAAAUAAAGACUUUUCUGGUGAGAAGCUUGUCUUGUCUUGCGAUAAUGGAUCUCCAAGAAAGAAAAUUGUUCUUGCAAUUGGUGCAACCUCUGAGAACAGGAAAAGAAAGCUUGAAGGCUGUAGUGUGGUCAGUUUUAAGAAGCACAGGACCAACAAGGGAAAACGCACUUCCAAAAAAAAUAGAUCCAAAACCAAUACUGCAAGUUCCGGGACUCAUAAAUCGAAUCAGAAACAGAAAGCUGUUAAUCAUGAGGUUUCUGUAUUUGUGUCAGCAGAAGAUGUUGAACUCAAGAACUUAGAUUUGCAGAAGGAUGAGAAGAAUCCCGUGGAAGUUGAACAAACAUUAGAAGAGUCAUAUAAAGCAGAGGUUCAUGUGGAAGAAACCCAGAAAUGUGAAGAUAUUAUCAUGACCGAACUUCAGCAGGUUGAUCGGGUAUUGGGCUGUCGGAUUCAGGGUGAUAAUACAAGCUCGUCAUGUGUUACAUUUCAGAUUACCAAAAACGACCAGCUUUCUGAUGAAUUGCUUAUUCCAGAUUUUGAAAAUGGACACCUAGAGGUAAAAGCUGUUUGUGAUGUGGAUUCAGAUGUGGGGAUUGCUGAAAAUCAUGUUGAGGGUCAUCCUGGCAUUAUUGAAAGUUCUGAGAAGGAUGUAAGUGUGAAGAAUGACAUCAGAGUGGACACAAUACGUGUAUACAGAAGAUCUGCAAGCAAAGAUUGUAAAGGAGGGAACAACAAGGAUUUACUAGGGAAGGAUGGAAAGGAUUCAGGUUCUGGAGUCAUAAGUGGUACGAAUCAAGAUGAAUCUGCAAUAACGACAGAAGUAACAGUGAGAAUACAUGAAAAUCCGGUGAUUGAAGAAAUCACCAAUUUUUGUUUGGAAGGCUCUAGGGUUCAAAUUUCUGAAGUUUGUGAAAUGCAUGUCUCUUCUAAAAUCAAAGACAGAAAAGAAGAUGUGGAAAUCAAAACUUGUGGUGGUGAAAAUAAAGUACUGAAGCCUACCAUGGAAGAACCAAUAUGUGCGAACAAAGGAACAACAUCUUAUGAAUUCCUAGUUAAGUGGGUUGGGAGGUCUCAUAUACAUAACAGUUGGAUUUCAGAAUCCCAGCUAAAAGUUCUUGCAAAGAGAAAACUAGAGAAUUAUAAGGCUAAGUAUGGAAAUGCUGUGAUAAAUAUCUGUGAGGAGAAGUGGAAGCAGCCCCAGCGGGUAAUUGCUCUCCGUGGUUCUGAGGGCAGCAGGGAAGCUUUUGUAAAAUGGACUGGUCUUCCUUAUGACGAAUGCACUUGGGAAAGUGUGGACGAUCCUAUUGUCAAAAAAUCAAUUCAUCUGAUCGAUCAGUUUGAUCAACUUGAACACCGGGCAUUGGAAAAAGAUUCUGCAAGGGAUGAUCUACGGAAAGGGAGAUGUGAUGGUCUGCAAAAUGAAAUUGCUACUCUGGUGGAGCAACCAGAGGAGCUAAAAGGAGGCUCCUUGUUCCCUCACCAGCUCGAGGCAUUGAAUUGGUUGCGGAAGUGUUGGCAUAAAUCCAAAAAUGUGAUACUUGCUGAUGAGAUGGGGCUGGGAAAAACAGUAUCUGCUUGUGCUUUUAUUUCAUCUUUGUAUUUUGAGCUCAAAGUUUCUCUUCCCUGCUUGGUCCUGGUUCCACUUUCGACAAUGCCUAACUGGCUCUCUGAGUUUGCACUGUGGGCUCCCAACUUAAAUGUUGUGGAGUACCAUGGGUGUGCAAAAGCAAGGGCCAUGAUUCGCCUGUAUGAAUGGCAUGCUAGUGAUCCCAAUGAGAUGAACAAGAAAACCACUUCCUACAAAUUUAAUGUUCUUUUAACCACUUAUGAAAUGGUUCUUGCAGAUUCCACUUAUUUGCGUGGAGUUCCUUGGGAAGUUCUUGUAGUUGAUGAGGGCCAUAGACUUAAGAAUUCAGGGAGCAAGCUGUUCAGUUUGCUCAAUACGUUCUCUUUCCAACACCGUGUUCUUUUGACUGGUACCCCUCUUCAGAAUAACAUUGGUGAGAUGUAUAAUUUGCUCAAUUUCUUACAGCCAGCUUCAUUCCCCUCUUUAUCUUCCUUUGAGGAGAAAUUUAAUGAUCUCACAACGACUGAAAAAGUGGAAGAACUGAAGAAACUUGUUGCACCACAUAUGUUAAGAAGGCUUAAAAAGGAUGCUAUGCAAAAUAUCCCCCCCAAGACAGAACGAAUAGUUCCUGUUGAGUUGUCUUCUAUCCAAGCUGAGUAUUACCGAGCAAUGCUAACGAAGAAUUAUCAAAUGUUACGGAAUAUUGGGAAAGGAGUUGCACAACAAUCGAUGCUAAACAUUGUGAUGCAGCUGAGAAAAAUUUGCAAUCAUCCAUAUCUCAUACCAGGUACUGAGCCUGAUUCUGGGUCAUUAGAAUUUCUUCAUGAAAUGCGAAUAAAAGCUUCAGCCAAGCUGACUCUGCUGCAUUCCAUGCUCAAGAUCUUAUACAAGGAAGGGCAUAGAGUUCUAAUUUUUUCACAAAUGACCAAACUUCUUGAUAUCCUUGAGGAUUAUUUGAACAUAGAGUUCGGCCCAAAAACAUAUGAGAGAGUGGAUGGUUCUGUAUCAGUCUCUGAUCGCCAGACCACAAUUGCAAGAUUUAACCAAGAUAAAAGUCGAUUUGUUUUCCUGUUGUCAACACGCUCAUGUGGCCUUGGAAUCAAUUUAGCAUCCGCGGACACUGUCAUUAUUUAUGAUUCCGAUUUCAACCCACAUUCUGAUAUCCAAGCUAUGAAUCGAGCACAUCGAAUUGGGCAAUCCAAUAGACUUCUGGUGUACAGGCUUGUUGUUCGUGCCAGUGUUGAAGAGCGCAUCUUGCAACUUGCUAGAAAGAAACUAGUGCUUGAUCAGCUCUUUGUGAAUAAGUCUGGGUCUCAGAAGGAAGUGGAAGAUAUUCUACGAUGGGGAACUGAAGAACUUUUUAGUGAUUCUUCAAGCAUGAAUGGGAAAGAUAACAGUGAGAAUAAUGUCAACAAAGAUAAAGAUGAUGCAAUAGCAGAUCCGGAGCAAAAGCAGAGGAAGAGGGGUGGUGGCCUUGGGGACGUGUAUCAGGAUAAAUGUACAGAUUGUGGCAACAAGAUUGUGUGGGAUGAAAAUGCAAUAUCAAAGUUACUUGACCGCUCAAACCUCCAGUUGGCAACAACUGAUGCUGCUGAAGGAGAUUUUGAGAAUGAUAUGCUUGGCUCAGUAAAGUCCUUGGAAUGGAAUGAUGAAACAACAGAAGAGCAAGGGGGAGCUGAAUCGCCAGUUGUUGUUGAUGAUACCUGUGGACAAAAUCCUGAAAGGAAAGAGGAGAAUGGGAUAAAUAUCACUGAAGAAAAUGAAUGGGACAGGCUUUUGCGUGUAAGAUGGGAGAAGUAUCAAACCGAGGAGGAAGCUGCUCUUGGUCGAGGGAAACGCUUGAGGAAAGCUGUCUCUUACAGGGAAGCUUAUGCUCCGCAUCUAAAUGAAACAUUGAGUGAGAGUGGUGGUGAAGAGGACCGAGAACCAGAAGUGGAGCCUGAGCGGGAAUAUACACCAGCUGGAAGAGUUCUAAAGGCAAAAUAUGCUAAGCUUCGUGCUAGACAAAAAGAACGCCUUGCUCAGCGGAAUUCAAUUGAAGUAUUUCAUCCUAAUGAGGGGCCUCCUAUACCUGAGUUGGUUCCUCGUUGUCGUCCUGCCAAAAACACGGAUGGGAAUCAGGCAGUGGAGUUUGCUCAACAAGGCAGGGAGAAAAGGUCUUUUGUGAUUGACUUAGAGGAUUAUGAGUUCACUCAGCCAGAUGCAACAAGGAGUAAUGCCGAUGCAGCCAUAAAGUCGGGCCACCAAUCUAAUCAUAAGUUGAGAGGUCAUCUGGAUCUUUCUAUUAAUUCUCUUGGACACCCCUCUGACACAAAACUUCCAGCUCACCAAAAUCAGGGCACAGGCAAUGCAAACUUGCUUCUUUCCAACAACCUGUUACCAGUUCUAGGACUCUGUGCUCCCAACGCCAACCAAUUGGAUUUGUUGCACAAAAACUCUUCAAGAUCGAAGGGUCGACAAAGCAAGCCAGUGACUGGGCCAGAAUUUCCAUUUAGUCUACCUUCUUGCUCUGGAACAUCAAUUGAGAUGGAUGUAAAACAUCAGGAGACUACAUCAGACAAGCCAAAAUUGCUAGAUGCAUCAGCUGAAGUUUUGCAACAACGUCUUAAAAAUAACUUAUCAGAUGGUUGGCACCCGUUUAGUCCGGUAUUCUUUUGUCCACCACCUAUAUCACAUGGGAAAGAUUCUGAUCGUUUGGAAGGUUCCAGUUCCAGUUUUGCUGGUUUUCAGGAAAAGAUGUCACUGCCAAACUUGCCUUUUGAUGAGAAAUUGCUGCCCAGAUUCCCACUUCCUUCCAAGAGCAUACCUAGUACACAACAUGACUUACUACCCAGUUUGUCCCUGGGGAGAAGACUUGAAGCUGUAAAUGACUCUAUGAGAGACCUUCCAGCAAUGCCGUUGUUGCCCAAUUUGAGAUUUCACCCUCAAGAUGCAAUAAGAUAUAAUCAGCUGGAGAAGGAUGUUCCUCCCACACUGGGUUUGGGUCAGAUGCCAUCCCCUUUUCCAUCAUUUCCUGAAAACCACAGAAAGGUACUUGAGAACAUAAUAAUGAGGACUGGCUCUGGAUCAAGUAGCUUGUAUAGUAAGAAAUCAAAAGUAGAUGUCUGGUCUGAGGAUGAACUUGAUUUCCUCUGGGUUGGUGUUCGGAGAUAUGGAAGGGGUAAUUGGGAUGCCAUGCUUAGAGACCCCAGGUUAAAAUUCUCGAAGUACAAAACUUCAGAAGAUUUAGCAGUGAGGUGGGAGGAGGAGCAACUCAAGUUUUUGGACGGGUCUGCUUUCCCAUUGCUAAAGACACUGAAGGCAACAAAGUCCUCCAAAUCAUCCUUGUUUUCCAGUAUUCCUGAGGGAAUGAUGACACGGGCUUUGCAUGGAAGCAGACCAUCAAAGUUUCAAUCGCAUCUGACAGACAUGAAAUUGGGUUUUGGUGAUCUGUCUUCUAGCCUGCCACAUUUUGAGCCAUUGGAUCAACUUAGCUUGCGGAAUGAGCAUUUUAGCCCAAUUCCAACUUGGAAUCCAGAUGAACUGCAGGCGAAUUUUGUUGGAGAUUCUUCAGUAGGACCUUCUUUGCAUGUUUCCUCUGAAAAUCCAUUUCUGCUCAGUUCUUUUGGAGCAAGCAACUUGGCUUCUCUUGGUUUGAAUUCCUCAACCAGCUUUGAUUUACAGCGAAGAGAGGAAGAAUAUGAAACCAUGAAGUAUGGAAAAUUGCCUAGUCUUCUCGAUAAAUCAGUACACAUAUCGCGGGAUUCCCAGAAUAAUGUGGGAAUUGGUGAAUUAAGCAAUUCAGGUUUGUUCUUGCACCCAAGUAAAGUCCUGAAUCCAAUAAAUUCAAAGGGUAAAGAGGUGGUUGGAAGCAGUUCCUCUAACAAGUUGCCUCAUUGGCUUCGGGAAGCUGUUACUGCCCCUGUUAAACAGCCUGAACCUGAGCUGCCACCCACUGUAUCAGCAAUAGCACAAUCAGUUCGUGUACUAUAUGGAGAAAAUCAGCCAACUAUUCCUCCAUUUGUUAUUCCUGGUCCACCUCCCUCCCAACCAAAGGAUCCAAGAUGGAUUUUGAGGAAGAAAAAGAAGCGAAGGUCACAUAUGUUCAGGCAGUUCCCCCUAGAUACCAGGGGAAGUACCCAGGAUUUUAGAUUCGGCAUCCAUGGCAGUAAUGUUGCUUCCACCUCUUUCCCUCCACCGUUAGUUCCUGAAACUUCAGGCCGCCCAUGGAAUGAGUCUGACCUUAACCUGCCUCUUCCUAGUUUAAGCAAGAUGAAUUCAUUGACUUCAUCUGCUUAUUUAAACGUACAGAAGAAAACAACCAUGGGAUUGUCCCCCUCUCCUGAAGUUCUUCAAUUGGUGGCAUCCUGUGGUACCCCAGGCCCAAAUUUAACCUCCGGUUCUGGUACAGCAAGUUCAAGCAUCCAUGAAAGUAAAGUGCCCAUGCGAAAAUCUCUUGACCAAGUUGGAAUGUCAGAUUCUCAAGUUGCUUCGGAAGAAUGUAAGGAUACAGAGCGGUUGCCACCUCAGGUGCAGAGCAUGCUUCCAGAGAAGAGACCAGACCAACCUGAUAGUGGUGAUUCAAGCAAGACUGAGUCAGAUUUUUCUCCAAUAAAAAUGCCUGAUGUAGAGGACAUAUCUUCUGAGGGAACCGUAUCAGAUCAUCCUUUGAGUGAUCAUGUACCGUAGUUAAGGUAUGGGAUUGAAAUACGGAACAUCAUUAUUCUUUGAUGCAGGCUCUCCAGUUAAGUGCUCAAAGUUUUGUAGGCAUGACUCGAUGAGUGAUGAACUAGCAUAUAUAGGAUCAUUUAGGACAUCUUGUUUUAAGUUAUUGCAAGAGAAUGAAAUAUAUAGUCCCCCCCUGCUGGUAUUGCUGCAUCU